UCUGUUGCCGUAUAAUCUGAACAUUUCUUUGAAAUUGUAAUAUUUUAUCUUGCCUAAUUACAAAAAGAAAACCAAUUUAUUUCAGGUAAAACUAUGACAUUUAAAUCUACAAUCAUGUUUAAAGAACUAUUUGUGCCGAUUUUAUGUUUGUUGGUGUGUGAUUGCAAAUGUGAAAUAACUCGAACUAAGGUUGUUGAGAUGGCUAGAUUGUUGUGUACCGGACAAGACAUCUGCAGCGCGAACAUGUCCCAGACUGAUACAUUUCAAGAUACAAGCAGUUGUUGUUCUGAAUGUUCUUGUAAACCAAGUUGUAAAGAACAUGGAAACUGUUGUUUCCCAGAUCAAGCGUAUCGUUUAGGAGACGGCGAUGUUGAAGAUGAACACAGAAGUUAUGUAUUUAAAAAUGACACUACUCUUGCACAUGAAUGUCUUUAUCCAUCAUCCCAGCAACCAACUGAUCCAGCCGGAAGAAUUCAGCGUCAGUCCUUUUGGAUGGCUUCCGAAAUAAUAGAUACUCGCUAUUUACCAAGAAAUGAGACAUGUGGAAAUUUCGAGGUAGCCCCAUGGGGAAGUCUUCUUCCGGUAUCAUCAAAAAGGACUGGUCUCAUUUACAAAAACAUUUAUUGCGCUAGAGGACACAAUGAAACAGAAGAGGACAUUGUUAUCUGGGAGGGGGAAUACCAUUGCAAAACUAAAAGCAGAGGUUACAUUGAUUUAGAUAGAGCCUAUCUCGAAACGUGUCAGAAGCAGUUUUUUCCACCAGAAGACAUUGCUAUUCAAAGAAAAAGUUUGUGUUAUAACAGUUUAAUUGACACGUGUUCGUUUCCGGCCUUUCUUCUCCCCAAGACAGUACACAUGAGUGCGUCUGAAAUAGUUGAUGCUUGUACUAGCGGUUUUGUAUCUCCAUACAGACGAUUUGAUAUGUUUGCAAAUAUAUUUUGUCAUAUUUGCAAUGGAAACAACCGUAUUCUUCAUGAUUGUCCAAAUCUGGUGCAUGAAAGGUCUCCGGGAGGAUAUAUAUCAGCACUUAUCAAUUUAAACUCUUUACAGAGCUUAUCACGAAUCAAAGGUGUAAGAAGAGAACCAUCCAAUGUAAAGUUGGCAUGUUUGAUUCAAGAUACAGAUUUUGGAACUGUUGGUGACAAGUGCAAACCUAUCAGUUGUCCGUACGGACAAAUCCGUGACAAGGAGGGAAAAUGUAUCUAUACAACACUGGAAUGGUCUAAUAUUGUAUUCAAAAUACGUGUUCACCUUAAAAGUUCGAAGCCUUUCAAUGUACUUCAGUUUCUUUCAGAUUUUGAAAGUUUAAAUCGUCCUUUUGAUAUUUCGAGCUUAACGUCUUCGUUUCUAAAGACAUUUAUGAUCGAACGUGUAUAUUACAAACAACUGAAGUCAGUCCAUGAUACGGAUGAACUUGUCAUUUUCACGAGCAAACGUACGUCUGCUACUAAUACAAAAAUGGUCAUGAAUACAAUCAAGAAAUGCAUGAAUGAAAAAUGGCUGCUUAAAUCGCACAAAACAACACUGUCGUUGAGUCCAAAAAUACCGAAUGAACUAAUUGGUGAUAGGGAAUUAUUCACAACCAGUAAAAAUACAAGUUAUAAAAGAAUCUAUAUGAAACCAAGUAUCGGUGGUGGUGGAGUUGUUCUUCUGAGAAAAUUAUACUUUUGUGUGAAUGUUCAAUUGAACAGUAAUGAAUUCAAUGUAUCCAAUGAAGGUAAUAUUGUAUUCAACAAGAUUUCAAAUCGCUACUUGUACAAUAAUGAGUACAUCCUAGAUACGUCGGGACCAAAUCCGGUUUGUCAUGUAUGCCUUGAAGGUUCCGGCUACAAUCUCAUUGAAAACAAUCAUGCUAUUAAAACUACUCUAUCACUUGGAGUGUUCAUCUGGACCAUCUUUCUUAUCACUUUGAUGUAA
Molecule: messenger RNA, 1917 nt
Organism: Ruditapes philippinarum (Manila clam)
Lineage: Eukaryota; Metazoa; Mollusca; Bivalvia; Venerida; Veneridae
Exons: 3
Coding region: 94-1917 (607 amino acids)
Source: RefSeq, a predicted model, not a curated record